CCAGUGGUGCUAUUGGCCGACGCUUGUAUAGUAACAUACGUACACACGCCUCCAGCGCAAAGUGUGACAGCAUAUAUACUUGCUGCUGAAGAGAAACUGAUGGCGCUCGUGGUUUCAUAAUUAUCACAAUCAGGGGAACGUGUAAGAUUAAACACAAGAUGGAGGUUACGACGUAUAAAGUGGCCAUUGCUGUGUUGAUGUUUGUCUGUUUAAUGAUUAGUGACUCACAAUGUGGGAUUCCAUUGAACUCUUUUCUCUCGGCUUCAAACGGCAAAUUGGAACGAGACGCCGAUGAUGUAGACAAUUUUGAUGAAGAAACAGCAAAUAUCCAAGGCGUACGAGGACAAGAUCUUCGGAAACUUAUUCUAAAGAAGCUGAGAUUCCGGGAUUUGGACGACCAGAGUCCGCCUAGUCUUUUAGAAAGCAUUCAAUUUCCAGUGAAGCGGGACCAGGACAAUCUUGUGGAUAAGGUUGCCGCUCUUCUAUCUGGUCUCAAAGUUAGACAGAUUUCUGACAGUCCUAGUGUGCGCAUGCCCAGUCUCAGAUUCGGCUAACAAAGAUAUUGACCUGGAUAUUCGGAAAUACGUAGAGCUGUUUUGUACUCGGAGAAAGGACUUGUAAUAUUACAUUAACCUUAUAUACACAGAAAUACAUGGAACAAGACUACCUUUAUAAGCGUGUACUUAACGUUUACACUUCUACCCAGGUAACAAUAAUACAGGAUUUAUUUUCGUUACUGUAUGCAGGGAUACUAUAUAGAUUCAUUACACGUCCCUGCUGUAUGGAAAUGACUGUUGACGUAAUGGUGGAUUUGACAGUGAACUAUAAAGUUUAACUAGUGCUAUAUUACACAGAAAACUAUUUUUGAAAGAAAAACAAAAUUAUUCCCAGAGUAUCUAUGUACAUUACUCGAUAAAUGCAUGGAUUCGUUCUUGUUUUGCCUCGCCUCGUUUACAUAAGCUGAAGCAUUGCAGAUACUAUCGUUACAUUGACUCAACUGCUAAUAAUGUUACACUGAGUGUACGGUACGUAAUCACACAUCUACUGUUAUGUAUGUAAACAUUUGCAAGCCAUGCCAACAACAUAUACUUGCAUUCAUUUAUGUUUCCUUUUCAAAUAAAUUCAGCAUUUAUAUUUGUACAAAUGUUAUAUUCUUUAUUUUUUGAAAUUAAAACAUUAA
This is a messenger RNA of Mizuhopecten yessoensis (Yesso scallop), 1180 nucleotides long. RefSeq lists its product as uncharacterized. The transcript is spliced from 4 exons. The coding region runs from base 159 to 554 and encodes 131 amino acids. NCBI's taxonomy places the organism in Eukaryota, Metazoa, Mollusca, Bivalvia, Pectinida, Pectinidae. The record is from RefSeq and is a predicted model, not a curated record.